This is a messenger RNA of Theileria orientalis strain Shintoku, 852 nucleotides long. RefSeq lists its product as hypothetical. NCBI's taxonomy places the organism in Eukaryota, Apicomplexa, Aconoidasida, Piroplasmida, Theileriidae. The record is from RefSeq and is a predicted model, not a curated record. The transcript is spliced from 8 exons. Bases 1 to 852 code for a protein of 283 amino acids.
AUGUCUAGCAAUGUCGCUGUGUCACUUUUUUUGCAACGCUUAUUGCACGAAAAGUACAUGGAGGAUUCUAGUGUUGAUUCCCUCAUUCAGGGCAUAAUUAGGGGAACAGGGACUCCAUUUUCGUCGAAAGCCUCUUUUAUUCAACAUGCGAACAAAUUAUUAUCCGAUGUUGGCUUUAUCUUAGUGCGAGUCAUUGUUUCUGGAAAAAAAUACUAUUCUCUUAAGGAUCUGGACUCUACUAAUUCUUCAGCUGAUGCUUUAAACAAAUUGACCAAUAGAGACCUCAAUAUUUCCCAGGACUUAACUGAAGACCAAUUUAAGACACCAAAGAGGAGUUAUUUAAGUCAAAUUGAUUCUUCUCAAGAUGUAUCUGAAAAUUUAACCUCUUCAGCAUUCCCUUACAGGUCAUUUUUGAGACAAAACUCCUCUAAGUUUACACACUCUGAGUUGAUGAUAUUUAUUGAUUCUAUCAACGCUAUUAUUCAAACUGGGAAACCGCUCCCUUUGAGGAAACAGGCAUCCUAUGACUCAUGGACUUCGUUGUGCUCUAAGAGAUCUUUAAUGGAAGAACAAUCUCAACUAAAUCUGCUUGAACGGUUUGAAAAAAGAAAAUGGCUGGAAUUUUACGGGAAUGACAAUGAUAUCGCACCUGGCAUCAGAUUUUACUUUGAUCUUUCUAAUUUUUUCGAUUUACGGGAUUUGAGAAAUUGCGAUUCUUGCAAUAGUCUAAUUAUUUUUAAUGAGUUUCAUUGCAAAGAGUGUAAAAAACCAUUCCAUCAAGAAUGCGCUACUUCAAACGGGUCUGGAAAUAUCAGUGAGCAGAUGAAAUGUUUCACUUGCUCCAUCACAUAA